Messenger RNA from Prionailurus viverrinus (fishing cat), 1782 nucleotides. It is a transcript of the gene RDH16, whose product is annotated as retinol dehydrogenase 16. Bases 458 to 1492 code for a protein of 344 amino acids. The transcript is spliced from 7 exons. Lineage: Eukaryota; Metazoa; Chordata; Mammalia; Carnivora; Felidae. The record is from RefSeq and is a predicted model, not a curated record. Gene Ontology annotation, molecular function: oxidoreductase activity.
UUUCUGAUCAUAGCCUGUCUGCCUGUUCCCUGCAAAGCCAUGUGGCUGUACCUGGCGGCCCUCGUGGGCCUGUACUACCUCCUGCGCUGGUACCGGGAGAGGCAGGUGGUGAGCGACCUCUGAGACAAGUACAUCUUCAUCACGGGCUGUGACUCGGGCUUCGGGAACCUGCUGGCCAGGCAGCUGGACCUGCGAGGCUUGAGGGUGCUGGCCGCAUGUCUGACGGAGAAGGGGGCAGAGCAGCUGAGAGACCAGACAUCAGACAGGCUAGAGACGGUGAUCCUGGAUGUCACCAAGACAGAGAGCAUCUCUGCGGCCACCGAGUGGGUGAAGGAGCGUGUGGGUGACGGAGGAGGGAGCUCUCCUACUUUGGGGUGAAGGUGGCUGUGAUUGAGCCUGGUUUCUUCAACACUGGAGUAACCAACUCUGAGAAGAUUUCUAGGGCCAUCCAGGAAGCAUGGGAUCAGGCCAGCCCAGAGGUCAAGGAGAUCUAUGGGGAGAAGUUUCUGGCAUCUGCCUGUGUGUUCCCCACAAAGCCAUGUGGCUGUACCUGGCGGCCCUCGUGGGCCUGUACUACCUCCUGCGCUGGUACCGGGAGAGGCAGGUGGUGAGCGACCUCCGAGACAAGUACAUCUUCAUCACAGGCUGUGACUCGGGCUUCGGGAACCUGCUGGCCAGGCAGCUGGACCUGCGAGGCUUGAGGGUGCUGGCUGCGUGUCUGACGGAGAAGGGGGCAGAGCAGCUGAGAGACCAGACGUCAGACAGGCUGGAGACAGUGAUCCUGGAUGUCACCAAGACAGAGAGCAUCUCUGCGGCCACCGAGUGGGUGAAGGAGCAUGUGGGAGACAGAGGACUCUGGGGCCUGGUGAAUAAUGCUGGCAUCUCCAUUCCCUUGGCACCCAAUGAGUGGCUGACCAAGCAGGACUUCAUGAAGAUACUCGACGUGAACUUGUUGGGGUUGAUAGAGGUGACCCUGAACCUGCUGCCCCUAGUGAGGAAGGCGAAGGGCCGCGUGGUCAACAUCUCCAGCAUCAUGGGCCGGGUGUCCCUUCUGGGUGGGAGCUACUGCAUCUCCAAGUAUGGCGUCGAGGCCUUCUCCGACUCCCUCAGGAGGGAGCUCUCCUACUUUGGGGUGAAGGUGGCUGUGAUUGAGCCUGGUUUCUUCAACACUGGAGUAACCAACUCUGAGAAGAUUUCUAGGGCCAUCCAGGAAGCAUGGGAUCAGGCCAGCCCAGAGGUCAAGGAGAUCUAUGGGGAGAAGUUUCUGGCAUCUGUCAAGAAAUCAGUGAAAAAGUUGAAGUCAACAUGUUGCAACAAUCUGUACUUGGUGACAAACUGCGUGGAACAUGCCCUAACAGCCUGCCACCCCCGCACUCGAUACUCAUCUGGCUGGGAUGCCAAGCUCCUCUACCUCCCCAUGAGUUACAUGCCUACCUUACUGGUGGAUGCCAUGAUCUACUGGAUGGCUCAAAGACCCAUCAAGGCUCUGUAACCCCAGACUGGGGUGCAUGUGUCCCCCUCCUACAGGAUGGACAUGGCCUGGGGGAGUUAAUGCCCCUUUCCACUGAAGAUACCUCUGACAGGGAUGGAGAUGUGGAUGGCAACCACCAGCCUGACCCAUCAACCUGAGGUGCCAAUUCACAGACCCUGGCUGAAAGGACAUGUCUGUAAUUGGAAUCAUGACAGAGGAUACAGAAACAAACCAGUUGUUGAGUUGUCUUGAAACCUUGAUGUCCAUUGAUUAUUUUUGCCUUAAAAUAAAAAUUGAUAAGUUUACCUAGA